Messenger RNA from Pogona vitticeps (central bearded dragon), 1086 nucleotides. Its product is annotated as melanin-concentrating hormone receptor 1. Lineage: Eukaryota; Metazoa; Chordata; Lepidosauria; Squamata; Agamidae. The record is from RefSeq and is a predicted model, not a curated record. Gene Ontology annotation, cellular component: plasma membrane; neuron projection. Gene Ontology annotation, biological process: neuropeptide signaling pathway. Gene Ontology annotation, molecular function: neuropeptide binding; melanin-concentrating hormone receptor activity.
AUGGAUUUCCAAGGAAAUCACACCCUCGGCAUGAACAGGUCAGCCCCAAAUAUCUCUGAGAUGGGACGAAACUUCUCCUACACUGCUGAUGACCUGAGCCCCUUCACCUAUUCUACCUUUAUCAUGCCCAUCCUCUUUGGCAUCAUUUGUCUCGUGGGCAUCGUUGGCAACAGCCUCGUGAUCUGCACCGUCUUUAAGAAGUCCACUCCCACCAGCAGCGUCCCUGACAUCUUCAUCGUUAAUCUCUCCAUGGUGGACUUGCUCUUCCUCCUGGACAUGCCAUUUCUCAUCCAUCAGUUGCUAGGCAACAGGGCCUGGCAGUUUGGGGAGACUAUGUGCACCAUCAUCACCGCCUUGGAUGCCAACAGCCAGUUCACCAGCACCUACAUCCUCACUGCCAUGUCGAUAGACCGUUAUCUGGCCACCGUGUAUCCGUUCACUUCCGCUCGUUUCCGGAAGCCCCCAGUUGCCGUCUUUACCAUCUGUGCGCUCUGGGGUCUUUCCUUCCUCAGCAUCACUCCGGUGUGGAUGUACGCCCAACUCAUUCCCCUGCCAGGGGGGCUUCUGGGCUGUGGGAUUCGCCUGCCUGAUCCCCAGCGAGACAUCUACUGGUAUACCCUCUACCAAUUCUUCUUGGCUUUCGCCAUCCCUUUCACCCUCAUCACGGUGGCCUACCGGCGGAUCCUGCUGAGGAUGGCCAGGUCCUCGAAAGCAUUGACCGGACAGCGAUGCAACAGCUUCCGGACCAAAAAGGUCACACGGGUUGCCAUCGCCAUCUGCCUGGCCUUCUUCAUCUGCUGGGCCCCCUUCCACACCCUGCAGCUGGUCCAGCUGGCCAUGCACCAACCCACCUUGCCUUUCUACUAUGCCUACAAUGUGGCCAUCAGCUUGGGUUACGCAAACAGCUGCCUGAACCCUUUCAUUUACAUCUUUCUUGGGCGGAACGUCUGCAGGAGGAUUGUCGUCUCCGUCCGGCCAGCUGACGUCAGAGAGGACCUCUCUCAGAACCGGAUCAAAAGUGCUCGUGGGGAACAGAGCGAAUCUGGACAGCCUCUGUUGCACUUGGUCUCUGUCUCCGCCAGGUGA